This is a messenger RNA of Arabidopsis arenosa, 1298 nucleotides long. The record is from the annotation of a GenBank genome assembly. Lineage: Eukaryota; Viridiplantae; Streptophyta; Magnoliopsida; Brassicales; Brassicaceae.
CGAAAUCGAAAUCGAAAUCGGAGAACAUUCGAGAACCUUUGGAUUUGAAUCGCGAAGAUAUGGAAAAAACAGAAUCUGAAUCAGGAAAGGCGCGGAGAGUGGUGGUUAUCGGCGGCGGAAUCGCCGGCUCUUUAGCCUCCAAAUUUCUUCAAUUCGAUUCCGAUCUCACCCUCAUUGAUCCGAAGGAGUAUUUUGAGAUCAUUUGGGCAAGUUUAAGGUCAAUGGUGGAACCAUCUUUUGCUGAAAGAUCGGUGAUAAACCACAAGAAGUAUUUACAAAAUGGUCGUGUUGUGACUUCUCCAGCGGUUAAUAUAACAGACACCGAUGUUGUGACCGCGGAUGGGCUUGUCUUUGGGUAUGAUUAUCUUGUCAUUGCUACGGGUCACAAUGAUGUGCUUCCUAAAACUAGGCAAGAGAAGUUAUCUCAAUACCAAGCGGAAUAUGAGAAGAUCAAGUCGUCUGAAUCGAUUCUGAUUGUUGGUGGAGGUCCGUCGGGUGUGGAGCUUGCUGCGGAAAUAUCUGUAGAUUUUCCAGAGAAGAAGGUUACUAUAGUACACAAUGGACCGAGAUUGCUGGAAUUUGUUGGUCAAAAAGCUGCGGACAAGGCAUUUGACUGGAUGAAAUCGAAGAGAGUUGAAGUGAUAUUGAACCAAAGGGUGGAUUUGAGUUCAGCUUCGGACGGGAAUAAAACAUACCGAACAUCAGGUGGAGAGACGAUACACGCAGAUUGCCACUUCCUCUGCACUGGAAAACCUUUGUCUUCAGAAUGGUUAAAAGGAACUGUUUUGAAAGAUAACUUGGAUGGCAAAGGAAGGCUUAUGGUCGAUGAGUACUUGAGAGUUAAGGGUCGCAAGAAUGUAUUCGCAAUUGGUGAUAUUACUGAUGUCCCGGAGAUGAAACAAGGCUACAUUGCUGAAAAACACGCCUCUGUAGCUACAAAGAACAUAAAGUUGUUGAUGUCUGGUGGGAACGAGAAGAAGAUGUCGACUUACAAGCCUGGUCCGGACAUUGCCAUAAUAUCUUUAGGAAGAAAGGACUCGGUUGCUCAGUUCCCAUUCAUGACAGUCUCGGGUUGCAUACCUGGUUUGAUCAAAUCUAAGGAUCUGUUUGUGGGGAAGACGAGGAAGGCAAGAGGGCUGGAUCCUAAUAUUGUGGACCCUUGAAAGAUUGUGUUUAUCAGUUCUCAGUUUCUGCAUGAUGAGAUUCUUGUUGACGCUUUGGUCUUCGUUGUAAUAUACUGAAUUGUUAUUUUGUUGUGUAUCUUAAUUUGGCCACACUAGUAAAAAAUUAUCUGGUAC